CCCGAUCAGCUGAUUGUUAUGUCAAAUUAUCGUAAAUAGAAACGAAAACUACGAUUAGGAAUUAAUUAAGCUUUUUAAACUGAGUAAAACAACACUUGCACAUAGCUGUGUUCAUUUCGUGACCUCGCUGAAGUUUCGCAUUCAUUUCAUAAUUAUUUCAAGGCCCGUUUGGAUCGCACAACGUAAAUUAACCUCAAAAUCAUGAAUGUAAGAAAUUUCAUAAUAAAUGGUGUAAUAAAACAGAGUUUUUUGAGACAAAUCCGUCUUUCAUCAUGUUGGUCUUGUGGCAAGGACGCUAAGAAUGUGGAGAACAGUUUAUUCUGCGGAAGUUGCAAUGCAUUACAGCAACCGGUCAAAGGUGACAAUUAUUUUAAAAUCAUGGGAGUCAGUGAAACCUACGACUUAGAUGAGGCGGAGUUAGCCAAGAAAUAUAAAGAACUACAGAGAUAUUUGCAUCCAGAUAAAUUUGCAAACAGACAAAAGGAAGAGCAAGAAAUCUCAGAAAAAUAUUCAUCUUUGGUGAACGAGGCAUACAAAACAUUAUUGGAACCAUUAAAUAGAGGCAUAUACAUGCUGCGUCUAAGAGGAAAAGAGAUCCCUGAAAACACAGAAGUAGACCAAACAUUCUUAAUGCAAAUAAUGGAGAAGAAUGAAGAAGUGGAGAAUGCGGAAACAGAAGAAGAAAUUAUGGCAUUAAAUGCAGAGAAUAAAAAACAAAUAAAGAGUUUGCAGAAACAAGUCUCCACAGCGUUUUUCGAUGGAGAUAUGAAAAGAGUUAUAAGAUUAUUAGGUGUAAUGAAAUAUUACACAAGUAUAGACAACCAAAUACAAUCUUCUAUUCGUAAUAAAGGGAUCAUACGGUAAAACAGUUUGACCAGUAUAUCGAGAAAUGUAAUGGUGGCGCCACUGUCUAUGGAGAAUAUCAAAAAUCCCAUACAUGAACUUUAGUUCCUAAUUUCGCCACCUGACAUGAUAUUGAAAUAUGGACCUUAGAUUUUUAAAAUAGAAUGUUUGUUUUUAAAAUAAUAGUUGUUAUGUUAUGAAA
Messenger RNA from Helicoverpa armigera (cotton bollworm), 1045 nucleotides. It is a transcript of the gene Hsc20, whose product is annotated as iron-sulfur cluster co-chaperone protein HscB. The record is from RefSeq and is a predicted model, not a curated record. The coding region runs from base 202 to 864 and encodes 220 amino acids. Gene Ontology annotation, molecular function: protein-folding chaperone binding; ATPase activator activity. The transcript is spliced from 3 exons. NCBI's taxonomy places the organism in Eukaryota, Metazoa, Arthropoda, Insecta, Lepidoptera, Noctuidae. Gene Ontology annotation, biological process: [2Fe-2S] cluster assembly; protein complex oligomerization. Gene Ontology annotation, cellular component: mitochondrion.